CGGCGGCGGCUCUGUGGUGGAAGAUGGCGGACGAAGAGAAUAGUCGCGGAGCGGCCUUUUUAGGCGCGUCAGAACCGGACGAGCCUGUCGCGAAAAGACCGAAAAUCGGCCCGGUGACCAACUGUGGGCUUCAGCCCGUAGAAACGGACCUGUCCUCGCGCGUCUGCGCGGACUCCGACAGCGAGGAGGCGGCGGUAAAUCGUGCGGAGAAGAAGGAAGCGAAGCCGGCGAUGAUGGCGGUGGAGCAGGCCCUAGCGGCAGCUCGAGGCGAAGACAACAAUGGACUGGACGCGCUGGGACUGCCGGUGUCCGACCCGCUCAGAUCCGUUGGGAAAAUUAGCGAGAGCGCCGUCUUCGGUUUAACCCACGAAAGCGCCGAUUUUCUGGGACGUGACGAUCAGCCUUCCAACGGGCUCGCUGCCACGCCGGAGCACAUCGACGACGACAAGUCGUCUCACGCCAGCUCCAGCGACUGGACUCCUCAACCACAAAUAGGUUCUUACAGUUUCAUCCAGCAACACAUCAGAGAAACUGACCCCAGAGCCAUUUUGAGGGACCUUCUUCCUGAGACCAUACUCCCCCCAGAUCUCGAUGACAUGACGCUGUGGCAGAUCAUCAUCAACAUCUCAGAACCGCCCAAGAGAAAGAAGCGGAAAGAUGUUAACUCCUUAGAAGAUGUUGUCCGGCUGCUUCACGAAAGCAAACGGAUCCUGGUGCUGACCGGCGCCGGGGUUUCGGUUUCGUGUGGAAUACCAGACUUUCGGUCCAGGGAUGGAAUUUAUGCUCGGCUCGCUGUCGAUUUUCCGGACCUUCCGGAUCCUCAGUCCAUGUUUGAUAUUGAGUACUUCAGACGGGACCCGAGACCCUUUUUUAAAUUUGCUAAGGAAAUCUACCCGGGUCAGUUCGAGCCUUCACCCUGCCACAGAUUUAUAUCCAUGCUAGAUAAACAAAAAAAACUGCUACGCAAUUACACCCAGAACAUCGACACGUUGGAGCAAGUCGCCGGGGUUCAGAGGAUUAUUCAAUGUCACGGGUCCUUUGCGACUGCUUCCUGUCUCGUUUGUAAACACAAGGUGGACUGUGAGGCCAUAAGACAAGAAAUCUUUCACCAGGUUGUUCCGCGCUGUCCGCGCUGUCCGGACAUUCCUCUGGCAAUAAUGAAACCUGACAUCGUUUUCUUUGGCGAGAAUCUUCCUGAAAUGUUCCACAGAGCCAUGAAGCAGGACAAGGACGAGGUGGACCUCUUGAUCGUUAUCGGUUCUUCGCUCAAAGUCCGACCGGUGGCCCUUAUCCCAAGGGGUCAGUACUUGUUCCUGUCACCAAACCGUUACAUCUUCCACGGGGCCGAGGUCUACUCGGACUCCGAAGACGAGACGUCGAGUUCCUGCGACAGCGACGGCUCGGAGUGCAGUCAAGAAGAUGGCGAGGACGACAGUGAGCUGGAGGACGCGGUGGAGGACGGAGACACGUGCCUGAAAGACACUUUACAACACGCUCCGUCCAACGAGACGACGGGGACGUCGCUGACAGGAAGUACUUCUGAACAGACUCUGAGCGCARCGGACCCUGGAGAUCUGACGGAGCACUAAUUCUUUUUCAUCCAUACAGAAAAAUGUUUUGUUUUUGACUCGUCAUAGUUUUGUUUUCAUAAAGUUCGAAUGUUUGCGCCUUUUAYGUUUUCGCAGCAGGGCUCUUCAACGUUCAGUGUCUGAAAAACUGUUUACUAAAGGAAGUAUCUCACUGGGCGCAAACUGUGAGAAAAUACACAUUUUUUGUGUCAGUCUGGGUGUUUUCACCAGCAGAAAUUCUUUGAUUUUAUUUUGAACUCGUUCAAAACUCGACAGGAAAACACGUAGAAGCUCACAGUCUCAUCCCACUGAGAAACAAACUAUUUUUUAUUUACAUGAAAAGUUAAUAAUCUUUUACGCAUCAACACAACGUUAAAUUAAGCUUUAAUGCAUAUAUUGCCCAAAUCGUUAGCGAAAUGCUAAUUUCUGUCAUGUUAUCUUCAGUUUAACGUUACAGUUGUGAAACAUGUAAAUUUGUGCGCCUGCUGCCUGUUUAACAUUGCGUACUGUAAGUUUUACACACCGGUUGUCUAGCAUGCWCAUAUAGUUCAGUUCAGCCUUUUCUAGGAGGGAAAAUUCAAUUAAAUUCAAAAAUACUUUAUUGAUCCCAGAGGGAAAUUAGAUAAAAAAGGACCUCUUUUCAUUUCAGACCAAAGAACACUUAACACACGUCCGUUCUGAGUUUUCUAUCUUUGAACUUGUCCUUUUUUUCUGACGAGGCGUUUCCUCUACGUCUGGCAGCUACUUUUCUGGUGAAGCCUCAUAUUUUUAUAUUUGGACGCGACGCGUGCUCAUCGAGGAGUAGAUGCUAGUUUUUAAAUCUGUACAAAGUUGAUACCAGAGACAUUAUAUUGAGAAGGAUUUUGGUUAUGUUGGAAUAUAAUUACAUUGAUAAUGGCACUUUUUAAAAUUUUCUUUCCUUCCAUACAGAACUGGUUUUGUUGCCUGAGUCGUUUUCCUUAAACAAUAAGGAGUUAAAUGCCUGUAAAAUGUCAAUAAUGUGUUGACAUACUGAGUUGUUGUGUGGAAGACGUGUCUACGCAAAGUUUGAUUUACUUUCUGUUUGCAAGGUGAUGUUUUGUUAAACUUGAAAAGAUUAUUUUUUAUUCA
Molecule: messenger RNA, 2678 nt
Organism: Austrofundulus limnaeus
Lineage: Eukaryota; Metazoa; Chordata; Actinopteri; Cyprinodontiformes; Rivulidae
Gene: sirt1
Product: sirtuin 1
Biological process (GO): negative regulation of DNA-templated transcription
Cellular component (GO): nucleus; nucleoplasm; nuclear inner membrane
Molecular function (GO): histone deacetylase activity, NAD-dependent; p53 binding; transcription corepressor activity
Source: RefSeq, a predicted model, not a curated record